Messenger RNA from Eremomyces bilateralis CBS 781.70, 960 nucleotides. RefSeq lists its product as uncharacterized. NCBI's taxonomy places the organism in Eukaryota, Fungi, Ascomycota, Dothideomycetes, Eremomycetales, Eremomycetaceae. The transcript is spliced from 2 exons. Bases 1 to 960 code for a protein of 319 amino acids. The record is from RefSeq and is a predicted model, not a curated record.
AUGGGACUCCCUAGCGGAGCCCGGCAUCGGCUUCGACAUCGCGGACGAACUUGCCACGACGCCGCUGACGAUACCUCCUUCACCAUCAACUCCUCCUCAUCCUUAUCCUUCUACUGCUGCUCCAGCUCCAGCUGCUGCCGCUACCUUCCCCCUACCUUUCUCCCCCGGGCUGUGCCGGACUUGUUACUGGAUCCGAGAUUAACCGAAGCCUCUGGAGCGAUUGGGGCCGACGGCAGCCUGGCACAUGACGCCUUACGCCACCUUCAAGAUCGGUUUCCGGGCAAGCUCUUCGAGGCGGAGCUGUAUGAUUUUGGCGCCGUCAAGAUCCUGGAAGUACGGGGCGAGAACGAGGAGGAACUCAGGGAGUGCCUCCUUGGAGAUUUGGGCCCACUAGGGGAGCACGAGAUCAUUGUGAGCACGUUACAGGGUCCAUCUUUGAUGCAACGGCUCCAUGUCAGCUUUCAGGCGCGGCAACAACAACAUGGAACGCAUAGCCAGUCACCACCGCUGGCUCCGUACCGCCCACCUGCUCCUCCACCACUGCCGACUCCUCCUUCAUCAUUCGAACCGCGUUCAGUGGCUCGGCCCCUGGUGCUUCCCGGUGCUCGGAACCAGUGCCUGGCUGAGAUUGCGGACGGCUCCCAUCAAACGAACCGCUUGCUCGCGGAAUUACUUGCAUCGCAGCAGGUUUCGAACGACCUGGCACGUGAGAUGCUCGACGGGUUCGUUGAGCUGCGGGGGGACCUGGGAACAGCUAGGGUGGAAGGUCACAGGACCCCUGCCACCUCCUCGCCGCCAAAUGAGGGUGGGCUGAGCGUGUCUGAUGACAAUGGACGGGCACAGGCUCCCGCGCUAGCACCGGCAGCAACCCAGUCGUUGCGGAUCCAGAUCCAGAAUCCGAAGGGUCAGAGUGACCAGAGGGAUCAGCCAGGGAAGCAGGAGACGAACCGGGCGAAGUAG